Messenger RNA from Carassius gibelio (silver crucian carp), 8761 nucleotides. Its product is annotated as zinc finger protein 91-like. The coding region runs from base 153 to 4847 and encodes 1564 amino acids. Gene Ontology annotation, biological process: regulation of transcription by RNA polymerase II. Gene Ontology annotation, molecular function: DNA-binding transcription factor activity, RNA polymerase II-specific; RNA polymerase II cis-regulatory region sequence-specific DNA binding. The record is from RefSeq and is a predicted model, not a curated record. The transcript has 13 exons. NCBI's taxonomy places the organism in Eukaryota, Metazoa, Chordata, Actinopteri, Cypriniformes, Cyprinidae.
UAAAAGUGUCAAGCAUAUAACCAUAUAAAAUUUGUAGUAUGCUGGAAGUGUUUGAAGGAUGCCUAAAAUCGAUUAAAGCUCAGCCAUAUACAAGUUAAGCAUUAAGUUUAAUAUAUACAGCUUAAUUGAAGUGAUGGAUUUUAGAUAUUCCUAUGAAGAAUAUAUUCCUAUUCAAAAAUGAACCUAAACAGAUGUUAACCAUGAAAGCACAGGUGGAUGUGGUCUGCUGUAAAUCAGUAGGAACUGAUCUGUCCAUGCUGGAUAUUGAGGAUUUCAUCACAGAAAUCUGUCAGCUGAAGAAAGAGGUGGCUUCACUGGAGGCAAAGCUGAGAGAAAGAGGAGACAAACUGUACAGAGAGGAUGUGGAGCAGGUUUGGGUGCGUGAGACUGAUGGGACAGAAGCUCAGGAUUCAGUCUGGAGCGUCAGAGAUCAGAGAUCCAGAGACACACAGGACUCAGAGCUCAGCCUCACUUUACUCUGUUAUACUGACGCUCAGGAUCAUGAAUCCACUGAUCAAACCUCUGACUGUAACGCUGGAGAACAGCAGAUGCUGCAGACGCCGCUGAAGAUGUGCUCCGUCAAACUGGUGGACUGCAGGAACCUGAUCGAGAGCAGAGGAGAAGAAACCACCGCAGAUAAUCAACAACACACUGAUGAGGAAGAGGAGGAGGAGGAGAAUAAUGAUGAGGAUGAUGAUGAUUGUGCUGAGAAUAAUGGGGAGGAAGAUGAUGAUGAUGAAGAUUUCAUUCCUCCAGAUGAUAAAGGCUGUUCAUCUUCUGAUGGAGAGACAGACUUAACAUCUAAAGAGCAGCUGACGGUCAAGAGUUUCUCCUGCAGCACCUGUGGAAAAACACUGAGUUCAGAGGGCCAUUUAAAGAGACACGAGAGAACACACACAGAACAGAAAAGCUUUAGAUGUAGGAGAUGCAACAUCAGCUUUCCUACCGCAGAAGAGAGGAGAAUUCAUUCAAAAGAGCACAGCGGAAAGGAGGAGUUUCACUGUGAACAGUGCGGGAAAGAUUUCAGCACCAAAGCAAAUCUUGUUGUUCAUAAGCGAAUCCACACGGGAGAAAGACCAUACAAGUGUCCUCACUGCGGGAGAAGAUUCAAUUACGGAUCUCAUCUGAAGAAACAUAUACGUUUCCACACUAAUGAGAGACCGUAUCAGUGCAGUGAAUGUGGGAAAACCUUUACAAACUCAAGCUCUCUAAAGUCACACCAGAGAAUCCAUUCUAAUGAGAAACCGUAUCAGUGCAAACACUGCGACAGACGAUUCCGUCAGAUUGCUAAUCUGAAUUGUCAUGAGAGGACACACACCGGAGAGAAACCAUAUCUGUGCUCCUACUGCGGGAAGAGUUUUUCAAAUCCAUCUCAUUUUAUAUUUCAUAAGCGAGGCCACACUGGAGAAAAACCAUAUCACUGCAGCAUCUGUGGGAAGAGUUUCAGUAAACAUAGUACAUUUAGAAACCACAAGAGGACUCAUACUGGAGAAAGACCGUUCAAAUGCUCACAGUGUGAAAAGACGUUUGCUCGAUCAGACGUCCUUAAGGUCCAUCAGCGAGUUCAUACAGGAGAGAAACCUUACUCCUGCUCCAUCUGCGGCGAGAGAUUCGCUUAUUUAGGUAGUUUUCAGACCCACCAGAACAAACACACUAAAGAACAAACUGCUCCAGAAUCAUCAGAGAGUGCUCCUUCCCAGGAUCCUCCAUGUAAAUUACCCCCUAUGUUGAGCAUGAAAGCGCAGGUGGAUGUGCUCUGCUGUAAAUCAGUAGGAACUGAUCUGUCCAUGCUGGAUAUUGAGGAUUUCAUCACAGAAAUCUGUCAGCUGAAGAAAGAGGUGGCUUCACUGGAGGCAAAGCUGAGAGAAAGAGGAGACAAACUGAACAGAGAGGAUGUGGAGCAGGUUUGGGUGCGUGAGACUGAUGGGACAGAAGCUCAGGAUUCAGUCUGGAGCGUCAGAGAUCAGAGAUCCAGAGACACACAGGACUCAGAGCUCAGCCUCACUUUACUCUGUUAUACUGACGCUCAGGAUCAUGAAUCCACUGAUCAAACCUCUGACUGUAACGCUGGAGAACAGCAGAUGCUGCAGACGCCGCUGAAGAUGUGCUCCGUCAAACUGGUGGACUGCAGGAACCUGAUCGAGAGCAGAGGAGAAGAAACCACCGCAGAGAAACAACAACAACACACUGAUGAGGAAGAGGAGGAGGAGGAGGAUGAGAAUAAUGGGGAUGAUGAUGAUGAUGAUGAUGAUUUCAUUCCUCCAGAUGAUAAAGGCUGUUCAUCUUCUGAUGGAGAGACAGACUUAACAUCUAAAGAGCAGCUGACGGUCAAGAGUUUCUCCUGCAGCACCUGUGGAAAAACACUGAGUUCAGAGGGCCAUUUAAAGAGACACGAGAGAACACACACAGAACAGAAAAGCUUUAGAUGUAGGAGAUGCAAAAUCAGCUUUCCUACCGCAGAAGAGAGGAGAAUUCAUUCAAAAGAGCACAGUGGGAAGAAGGAGUUUCACUGUGAACAGUGCGGGAAGGUUUUUUUCAUUCAUUCUAGUCUAAAAGUUCACUUAAAGACUCACAGUGAAAAGUCGUUCCACUGCAGUGAAUGUGACAAGUAUUUCAGCACCAAAGGAAGUCUUGUUGUUCAUAAGCGAAUCCACACGGGAGAAAGACCAUACAAGUGUCCUCACUGCGAGAGAAGAUUCAAUUACGGAUCUCAUCUGAAGAAACAUAUACGUUUCCACACUAAUGAGAGACCGUAUCAGUGCAGUGAAUGUGGGAAAGCCUUCACAAACUCAUUCACUCUAAAGUCACACUUGAGAAUCCAUUCAGAUGAGAAACCGUAUCAGUGCAAACACUGCGACAAACGAUUCAGUCAAAGUUCUAAUAUGAAGAGUCAUGAGAGGAUUCACACCGGAGAGAAACCAUAUCUGUGUGCCCACUGCGGGAAGAGCUUUUCUGAUCCACGUUCUUUUACAUUUCAUAAGCGAGUCCACACCGGAGAAAAACCAUAUCACUGCAGCGUCUGUGGGAAGAAUUUCAGUAAACAUAAUACAUUUCGAAACCACAAGAGGACUCAUACUGGAGAAAGACCGUUCAAAUGCUCACAGUGUGAAAAGACAUUUGCUCGAUCAGACGUCCUUAAGGUCCAUCAGCGAGUUCAUACAGGAGAGAAACCUUACUCCUGCUCCAUCUGCGGCGAGAGAUUCGCUUAUUUAGGUAGUUUUCAGACCCACCAGAACAAACACACUAAAGAACAAACUGCUCCAGAAUCAUCAGACGCUGCAGAAAGAAAGACGGUUGGUGGCAUGAUGUUGAUCAUGAAAGCGCAGGUGGAUGUGGUCUGCUGUAAAUCAGUAGGAACUGAUCUGUCCAUGCUGGAUAUUGAGGAUUUCAUCACAGAAAUCUGUCAGCUGAAGAAAGAGGUGGCUUCACUGGAGUCAAAGCUGAGAGAAAGAGGAGACAAACUGAACAGAGAGGAUGUGGAGCAGGUUUGGGUGCGUGAGACUGAUGGGACAGAAGCUCAGGAUUCAGUCUGGAGCGUCAGAGAUCAGAGAUCCAGAGACACACAGGACUCAGAGCUCAGCCUCACUUUACUCUGUUAUACUGACGCUCAGGAUCAUGAAUCCACUGAUCAAACCUCUGACUGUAACGCUGGAGAACAGCAGAUGCUGCAGACGCCGCUGAAGAUGUGCUCCGUCAAACUGGUGGACUGCAGGAACCUGAUCGAGAGCAGAGGAGAAGAAAUCACCGCAGAGAAACAACAACACACUGAUGAGGAAGAGGAGGAGGAGGAGGAUGAGAAUAAUGGGGAGGAUGAUGAUGAUUUCAUUCCUCCAGGUGAUAAAGGCUGUUUAUCUUCUGAUGGAGAGACAAACUUAACAUCUAAAGAGCAGCUGACGGUCAAGAGUUUCUCCUGCAGCACCUGUGGAAAAACACUGAGUUCAGAGGGCCAUUUAAAGAGACACGAGAGAAAACACACAGAACAGAAAAGCUUUAGCUGUAGGAGAUGCAAAAUCAGCUUUCCUACCGUAGAAGAGAGGAGAAUUCAUUCAAAAGAGCACAGCGGGAAGAAGGAGUUUCACUGUGAACAGUGCGGGGAGAUUUUUUUCAUUCAUUCUAGACUAAAAGUUCACUUAAAGACUCACGGUGAAAAGUCGUUCCACUGCAGUGAAUGUGACAAGUAUUUUAGCACCAAAGGAAGUCUUGUUGCUCAUAAGCGAAUCCACACGGGAGAAAGACCAUACAAGUGUCCGCACUGCGAGAGAAGAUUCAAUUACGGAUCUCAUCUGAAGAAACAUAUACGUUUCCACACCAAUGAGAGACCGUAUCAGUGCAGUGAAUGUGGGAAAGCCUUCACAAACUCAUUCACUCUAAAGUCACACUUGAGAAUCCAUUCAGAUGAGAAACCGUAUCAGUGCAAACACUGCGACAAACGAUUCCGUCAAAGAUCUGCUCUGAAUCUUCAUGAGAGGAUUCACACCGGAGAGAAACCAUAUCUGUGCGCCCACUGCGGGAAGAGCUUUUCAAAUCCAUCUCAUUUUAUAUUUCAUAAGCGAGUCCACACCGGAGAAAAACCAUAUCACUGCAGCAUCUGUGGAAAAAGUUUCAGUAAACAUAGUACAUUUCGAAACCACAAGAGGACUCAUACUGGAGAAAGACCGUUCAAAUGCUCACAGUGUGAAAAGACGUUUGCUCGAUCAGACGUCCUUAAGGUCCAUCAGCGAGUUCAUACAGGAGAGAAACCUUACUCCUGCUCCAUCUGCGGCGAGAGAUUCGCUUAUUUAGGUAGUUUUCAGACCCACCAGAACAAACACGCUAAAGAACAAACUGCUCCAGAAUCAUCAGAGUGACUUUCAUCAGUCAAUCUGGGAAAGAAAUCUUGUUUGGCUCGUCCUAAAAGUCUUCAUUGAGUUCUUACUGCCAGUAGGUGGCAGUGAACUUUUUAAUGUUGUGGAUUGAUCCAAGUGCUGUAUAUAAUGUAAUGUUUGACUGAGUAGAGCAAUGAUUUUCUGUUAAACAAGACAGAACUAUUAAAAAUCAUCAUCAAAAAAAAAAACACAGAAGUACCUGGAUUACAGUGGGGUAAAAAAGUAUUUAGUCAGCCGCCAAUUGUGUAAGUUCUCCCACUUAAAGCUCCUGUUUUUAGUUUUUUUUUUUUUUAAGCUUUAAUUGUGCUUACAGUGUGCAAUAUAACGUGUUCAUGUUUUGCGUGUAAAAAAACACAGUAUUUUUCAAUCAAUUCACCUAUCUGUAUACCGCUGUUUUCACUGUCCCAAAAUGGGCUGAUGACUUCCUAGUUCUAUAAGUCCCUCCUUCAGAAAUACGUAACAAGUUCUGAUUGGGCCAGCGGUUCCUGUGUUGUGAUUCGACAGCAGCUGAGCGCAUGCUGCCCUCCUGGAAACGCGAUUGGGCUAGUUUUGGACAAGUUUUGAGAAGCAAGUGUGCAGGAGCAUGUGCUGGAGAUGUACUUCUAAACACAGAACGCCUUUACAUUCUCUAUUUUGCACAGCCCUACAAUCUAGUUAAAAAAGCUAAACAGCGUUGCCCUUUGUGUAAUCAGUUACAGAAACCGUUAAAUGCACCAACUUAAAUAAUAAAAUACACUUACCGGUUGUGGUCCAUAAACAAUGCCUUCUCCAGACAAAGAGGGAACUGCUCCAUGUUUCAAGAAUUAUGUUUGUGCGAAUCCGGCAUUAAACUGAUUGAGAUUGAGGAAGCUGUCCUCAGCAAAAUGUGCUGCACAUAGUUUUACAUGUGGAUUAUAAUUUUCGGGAACCGAGUUAAACAUAAAUUGUAACCAUUAAUCUCCAAAUACAGCGUCCCUGUGAAGGCCAAACAAAGAUGAUUGGACUCCGAGAUGAAAAUAACAGCGUUUCGACGACAUGGCGACAAACACAAACGCAGCUCUUCCUUCUUCUCCGUCGGAGCGCAACAAGACCACGCCCCCCUGUUUGUGUAUUCAUGUGGGCGGAGGUUAGUCAAAAACUGUUUUAGUGACGUCAUUACUGCAGGAAUUAGAGGGAUGUAGUCCAAACGGGUCAUUUUUUGUAGGCGAAUUCUGUUAAAUAAAAUAUCUCGCUUGGCAUUGAACUUUGAGCUUUAGAAUUUUACAGAUAUAAUUUAUACUCUAAUGACAACAUUAGGGCCAUUUCAUAGUCAACGCAUCUGUAAGCAUACACGUCCCCGAGGCUACGCAUCGUUACGCUCCGGCCGCCAUUAUGCGUCGGUGCGUAGCCAAAUGUGUCGUCCUAGUUUUUGAUAUGCAACGCGCCGAUUCACGCAAUACUAUGCGUUGUCGGUGGGGGCGACAUUGCAAGUAUUGUACAUUCAUUCAAGUAUAUUGUGUUUACAGAAGAAGAAGGUUUGAAUACAAUGGCAGGUGAAGAGGAAAAAUUAUGAACUUAUACGUAUUCAUCCACAUUUAUACGAUAGUUCAUCAGCAACAGAAUACACUCCUCUUCAGUUGCCAUUGUGAUCUGAAUAUCACGCGACUCGACUCUACUAAUAUCACCCGUCUCUACUACCCCCUGUUGCGUCAGCGGUGUAUUGCAUACACGCAUCACCCGUGACGCUUGUGUUCACUGUUUAGACUAUGAAAGGGAGCGCGUCGCUCGCGUUGCUUGCUCGCGUUUCUCGUGUUUACUAUGAAACGGCCCUUACACACUAAGAAUUUUACAGAUAUAAUUUAAACUCUAACGACAACAUUACACACUAACUAAAGUUUAAAACAUGGGAUCACGAAGAACGGGACCUUUAAAAAGAUGAGAGAGGCCUGUAAUUUUCAUCAUAGGUACACUUCAACUAAAAGAGACAAAAUGAGAAAAGAAAGAAAUCCAGAAAAUCAAAUUGUAGAAUUUUUUAUGAAUUUAUUUUAGCAAAUUAUGGUGGAAAAUAAGUAUUUGGUCAAUAACAAAAGUUUAUCUCAAUGCUUGGUUAUAUACCCUUCGUUGGCGAUGACAGAUGUCUAACAUUUUCUGUAUUUCUUCACAAAGUUUUCACACUCUGUUGCUGGUAUUUUGGCCCAUUCCUCCAUGCAGAUCUCCUUUAGAGCAGUGAUGUUUUUGGGCUGUCACUGGACAACAAAGACUUUCAACUUCCUCCUAAGAUUUUAUAUGAGGCUGAGAUCUGGAGACUGGCUAGGCCACUCCAGGACCUUGAAAUGCUUCUUACAAAGCCACUCCUUCAUUGCUCGGGUGUGUUUGGGAUCAUUGUCAUGCUGAAAGUCCCAGCCACGUUUCAUCUUCAGUGCCCUUGCUGAUGGAAGGAUGUUUCUACUCAAAAUGUCAUUAAAUAUGUCCCCCUUCAUUCUUUCGUUUACACGGAUCAGUCGUCCUGAUCACUUUGCAGAAAAACAGCCCCAAAGCAAAAACCAAAACACAAAAUAAAGCCCAGGCCUGGUCGUCGCUCCUCUUUUGUAUCUUUCCAAUCUCCUCUGUGGGACGAGAGAUCGGUGAGUGUCUAAUUUCCAAAUCACUCCACCGGCUUGCUCUGCUCCCACUACCCUUGGCCCCGUGCUCCACCCCUUCUCCACCACUCGCGGUGACCUGCGGGAACCUGGGGGAAGAACAGACGAGCCGAGAGAAAAGGAGAUGGAAGGAUGAGGGGAGAGAGGACAGCAACGGCUCCUCUGGUUUUGGGCAUCCGGCAGGAGUGACCCGUUCCCUGCUCCUCCCAAUCGUGGCGGACAGCAGCAGGCUCCAGCCCCCUGAUGAAUGGCGCCGACUCCUCCGCUCCCUCAUGGAUGGCAGCCGCCCCUCCACAUCGUGGCCAGCAGUGAGUUCGUCUGUCCCCAGCAACUCACUACAGCCCACCGCCUCGAGCGUCGACGGCGGCACUCUCCCUCGACUUGCUCGAUGGCACCACGGGUUUACCCCAGAGGCAAGGGAUCUUCAGGAGUGCAUCCCUCCUUCCUCCUGGGUUUUGGCACCAGUGUAAUGAUAUACAAAAACUUCACAAUCGGGGGAAGAAGGAGGCGGGAACCGGCCGACAAUUAAAUGAAACUUUAAUUACCAAAAUCAACACAAAACAGCGCUACAGCCCCUCGCGGAUGAAAAAAAAAACACAAAAUAAAGCCCAGGCCUGGUCCUCUCUCGUCCUUCACUGUCAUCGUUCCUCUUUUGUAUCCUUCCGAUCUCCUCUGUGGGACUCAAGACCGGUGAGUGUCGCAGGUGUCACUCUUUACCAAAUCACUCCAUCGGCCUCGCUCCGUUCCCACGGCUCUCAGCCCGCCCCACUUGUCAAAUACUGGCUUAAGCAGGGGGACAGAUCUAGCACUGCAGGAUUUGAGACCCUGGUGGCAUGAGAGCCAGAAAUCUUCCUUGUUUGUAGGUCACCAAAUACUUAUUUUCCACCAUAUUUGCAAAUAAAUUCAUUAAAAAUCCUACAAUGUGAUUUUUCUGGAUUUUUUUUUUUUCAUUUCGUCUCUCAUAGUUGAAGUGUACCUAUUGCACAAUUGUUGGCUGACUAAAUACUUUUUUGCCCCACUGUACAUAAGGCUGUUAAUCCUAUUUUAUGUGAUGAAGUGGCAUAAAGAUUGAGAGAGUACAUCACCUGUGCAUUCUAUUUUUAUUUUCAUUGCUGAGAGGGAUUCAAAGAGCCAUGGUUUAUUAAUUAUCCAUUUAAUUACUGUUCUUACAUAGCGUGUAUGCUGCCAUGUAAGGUAAGAUAUUUAUUGGAUAGAAGUGAAAAAUAAUUUUGUGGCAUCUACUUUAACUUCACUGUAAUGUCAGAUAGAAUUAAAGUGUAUGUGUGUUUGGAUUAUUGA